AUGGCGUCGCGAGUGCCGGCGGCAACGGGUGGUAAAAGUGAAAUAGGUAAGGGCAGCGGGGUAGGAGAUGAGAAACAGAGAAAGUUGAAAUGGGAUAGGGAUGGUAAUAAAGAAGUGGAUAAGGAUAGGGAUAAGGUUAAAAGGGAUGAGGCAGGGGUCGAAGGAGGGGAGAAAAAGACAAAAAAAGAGGUUAGUUUUAGACUCGAAAAGGUUGAUGAGGUGAGGUGUGAGUGGGAAAGGUUUAGGGAAGAGAAGGAAAAGGAAUGGGUGGAGAUGAAAAAUAGAUGGAAAGGUGACAAGAAAGAGGAGUUAGAUCUUGCUGAGGAAUGGAAAAGAAAGGAGAGGAGUUUGGAUAUAAGGAUGAGGGUAAUCGAGGAAAGAUUAGUUGAGGUAGAAAGGAACCUGAUGAAUGUGAUAGAUGCUUUGGAGGCGAGGAAAGGAGAGGAGGAGGAAAGAAGAAGGGUGUAUGAGGAAACAGAAAGGGGAGGGACGGAGGAACGGGGGAGGAGUAACAGGGGAGUAGAAGUAGUAGAAACGGAAGUGAGAGGGGAUGGGUCUAUAGUGAGUGAGGAUAGAUUUAGUUGGAAAAGGUCGGAGGAAAAUUGGCAAAACAGGGUUCAGGAACUUUUGUGGGAAAAAUUGAAAGUGCAAUGCAGGGUUGGAUAUAUCCGAAAGAGUGGUCAAGUUUUGAUAGUUAAAAUUGAAAGUGAGGAAGAGAAACAGGAUAUCUUGGCAAACAAGAAUAGGCUGAAAGGAGAUAGGAUAUUUGUGGAGCAUGAUUUGACAUGGGAAGAAAGGAAAAGGCAGGAAGAAAUAAAAAAAUGGGCAAUAGAACAAAGGAAUGUGUGA
This is a messenger RNA of Ooceraea biroi (clonal raider ant), 849 nucleotides long. RefSeq names its product golgin subfamily A member 6-like protein 6. Lineage: Eukaryota; Metazoa; Arthropoda; Insecta; Hymenoptera; Formicidae. The record is from RefSeq and is a predicted model, not a curated record.